UCUUCACAAUUUCUUAUAUAAGACCAUUUUGUCAUUCAUGCUUCUUGGCAAACCAAGUAACAUAACCACAACAUUUGUAAUAAAAAGAGUAUUUUAUUGAUACUAUCUUUAAAUUUUUGCGCCCAUACAUUCCAUACAUAUUACCCUCAUGGAUAUGGCGUCAAGUAUUUUCAUCUUCAUUCUAACUAUUAUUUUGUGUUACAAGACUUCGGUAGCCACAUCUCGUGGUGGCCUUUUUGAAGCUUCUGCCGUGGAGAAACAUGAGCAAUGGAUGGCUCGAUUCCAUCGUGUUUACACCGAUGAAUCCGAAAAAAGAAAUAGGUUUGCUAUAUUCAAGAAGAAUUUGGAGUUUGUUCAAAACUUCAACAUGAACAAGAACAUCACGUACAAGUUGGAUGUCAACGAGUUCUCUGAUCUCACCGACGACGAAUUCAGGGCAACACACACAGGACUAGUUGUACCGAAGAGUAUUACCGAAAUUUCAGCAUCAAAUUCCGAGAAAACGGUGCCGUUUAGAUAUGAAACCGGAACAGGAGGAUGCUGGGCGUUUUCGGCGGUGACGGCAGUGGAAGGUAUCACAAAGAUUACUAAAGGCCAGCUCGUAUCGUUAUCCGAGCAACAACUCUUAGAUUGUGAUAGAGACUACAACCAAGGAUGUCGUGGAGGGAUAAUGUCGAAGGCAUUCGAGUAUAUAAUCAAAAACCAAGGCAUCACCACCGAGGAUAACUAUCCAUAUCAAGAAUCACAACAAACUUGCAGCUCAGCAACUACCCAAUCAUCGUCUUUCCGUGCCGCUACAAUCAGCGGAUACGAAACAGUUCCAAUGAAUAAUGAGGAAGCGUUGUUACAAGCGGUGUCUCAACAGCCUGUUUCCGUGGGGAUAGAAGGCUCGGGGGCUGCGUUUAGGCACUAUUCGGGUGGGAUAUUCGAUGGAGAGUGUGGGACGGAUUUGCAUCAUGCGGUCACGAUUGUUGGUUAUGGAAUGAGUGAAGAAGGGAUUAAGUAUUGGGUGGUGAAGAAUUCAUGGGGGGAAACUUGGGGAGAAGAUGGUUUCAUGAGGAUCAAGAGAGACGUGGAUGCACCCCAAGGAAUGUGUGGUUUGGCGAUGCUUGCUUUCUAUCCUCUUGCUUGAAUACAUGUAGAUUGAUUUGUGUGCUUGAAUUAAUUGCAAAAACUCAGAUUAAAAAAUAUAAAUUCUUAAUUAAUAACAUUAUGGUCCCCAAUCCCCAUGUUUUCAUAUGCAAA
Camelina sativa (false flax) is the source of this 1245-nucleotide messenger RNA. Lineage: Eukaryota; Viridiplantae; Streptophyta; Magnoliopsida; Brassicales; Brassicaceae. The record is from RefSeq and is a predicted model, not a curated record.